This is a messenger RNA of Acanthosepion pharaonis, 534 nucleotides long. The record is from the annotation of a GenBank genome assembly. Lineage: Eukaryota; Metazoa; Mollusca; Cephalopoda; Sepiida; Sepiidae.
AUGGUGACACCAUGCUAUAUUGAUUCCUAUUUCUAUCUAUCUAUCUAUCUAUCUAUCUAUCUAUCUAUCUAUCUAUCUAUCUAUCUAUUCGUUCACAUAAAUUUUCACGAGGAACGGCUUCCCUCCAUGUAUCGCAAACACGUUUUUCCUCCUCACUACCAACUUUUUUACAACCUUGUGGAUUUGUUACUAGAUCCUUCUAAACCGGGUCGCCGAAGACAACAUCCACCCAUCCCCCCUUUGGUAGAGAUCGUGCCACCUGUUUCGAUCCAGCCUACAACUGGCAACUGGAUGACAGCAGCCAGCGUCUAUAAACCGGUCAUGUCUCAUCAUUAUAACACUGUUUUUCUAUGUUUGUUGUCUGAGAAAACAGGGCCCCGACAGCAUCUAUCUAUCUAUCUAUCUAUCUAUCUAUCUAUCUAUCUAUCUAUCUAUCUAUCUUCAAUAUCUAUUUAUCUACCUCGCUUCAUUAUCUAUCUGUAUUUCAUUAUUAUCUAUUUAUAUUUCAUUAUCUAUCUAUGUCAUAUUUUGUAA